CCCUCUGCCGCAAUCUCGCGUCCGCAUGAUACGCGGAAUUUCCAGAUCGCACCCCAGUCCCACGUUGUUGACUGUCGCUAACGUGAAACCGAGCGUCGCUCGCACGACGCUUCCUCAGAAUCAGAUUCUUGAAAUCCCCACUUCUGUUCCGCGAGGUUGCGUUCCACUCGGUUCGCGAAUCCCGAUCCGCAGGGCUUCUUGCAGUUCACUUCUCUGAUCGUCGGUUUCCUUGGCCGGAGUCGGAUUCAUCUCUAUCCUGAUCUCAGGUGCAUUUUCCGAGAUGGUCGGCCUCGACAUGGAGGGAACCAUUUUUGCUCCCUCAUUGGAGGGCAUGAAGCACGUCAAGUCAGAACAAGGGGAAAUGCUGGCCAAGCCUUUUCUUGAUGUGUGCAAACUGAUAUUGCCCGUCAUUGAUAAGUUUGGUGCUGCUAUGGCACUUGUUAAAUCUGACAUUGGUGGAAAUGUUUCAAGGCUUCAAGCUAAGUAUGAAUCCAAUCCAUCUCAGUUCAAAUUCUUGUACAGUAUGGUACAAGUAGAGGUUGAAACUAAAACAGCCAAGGCAUCCUCUAGUUGCACAAAUGGACUUCUUUGGUUGACAAGAGCCAUGGAUUUUCUGGUCGAACUGUUUCGCAACUUGCUUGCUCAUCCUGAUUGGACUAUGUCUCAAGCUUGCUCGGAUUCGUAUGGCAAGACUUUAAAAAAGUGGCAUGGCUGGCUUGCAAGCUCAAGUUUCACUGUCGCCAUGAAGCUAGCUCCCGAUAGGAAAAAGUUCAUGGAUGUGAUAGGCGGCUCUGGUGAUGUGAAUGCUGACAUGGAGAAAUUCUGCACUAACUUUUCUCCUCUUCUGGAAGAGAAUCACAAGUUUCUGGCUGGUGUUGGCUUGGACGAUCUGAAAGCUUCGUAAUGAAUCAAAUCUACCAAGGGCGGCAUGCUUCUACCGCACUCAUAGGCGUCUCCGUCCAUGCAUUGCUUUUCGAUCCACAUAAAAUAAACCGUCGGUUGUAAAUGAACCAUCAGUCAUUGAACAUGGUUCAUAUUUUUGGACAGAUUGCCAACUACUGUAGGAGACUGUGGGGUUCAGAACUUCAGCUUGCAUUCUAAUCAUCUGCUGUAUUUUUUUUUUCCUAUGGAUAUCUUGUUUGGAAGGGAAAACUAGAGUUUGGACUUGAAUGUCAGAGGCCGAGACCUCGACCCAUUUCGCAGAAAACCGUAAGCAUUAUUAUGUUUGGUCA
Molecule: messenger RNA, 1232 nt
Organism: Rhodamnia argentea
Lineage: Eukaryota; Viridiplantae; Streptophyta; Magnoliopsida; Myrtales; Myrtaceae
Product: glycolipid transfer protein 1-like
Exons: 7
Coding region: 281-904 (207 amino acids)
Biological process (GO): ceramide transport; intermembrane lipid transfer
Cellular component (GO): cytosol; membrane; cytoplasm
Molecular function (GO): ceramide 1-phosphate binding; ceramide 1-phosphate transfer activity
Source: RefSeq, a predicted model, not a curated record